UUAAUUUGUGAACGAAUGAGUGGUCACAUGUUAUUACAUAUAUUAGCAGGUUUUACUUAUAAUAUAAUGUCUUCAGGUAUAUUAUUCUUCUUCUUAGGUUUAUUACCUUUAUCAUUUAUUAUAGCUUUUGCAGGAUUAGAAAUAGGUAUAGCAUUUAUACAAGCUCAGGUUUUUGUAGUUUUAACUUCUUCUUAUAUAAAAGAUGGAUUAGAUUUACAUUAA
Molecule: messenger RNA, 222 nt
Organism: Sporothrix brasiliensis 5110
Lineage: Eukaryota; Fungi; Ascomycota; Sordariomycetes; Ophiostomatales; Ophiostomataceae
Product: ATP synthase subunit 6
Exons: 1
Biological process (GO): proton motive force-driven ATP synthesis
Molecular function (GO): proton transmembrane transporter activity
Source: RefSeq, a predicted model, not a curated record